This is a messenger RNA of Oreochromis niloticus (Nile tilapia), 4076 nucleotides long. It is a transcript of the gene zc3h11a, whose product is annotated as zinc finger CCCH-type containing 11A. Gene Ontology annotation, biological process: poly(A)+ mRNA export from nucleus. Lineage: Eukaryota; Metazoa; Chordata; Actinopteri; Cichliformes; Cichlidae. The transcript has 17 exons. Gene Ontology annotation, molecular function: metal ion binding. The record is from RefSeq and is a predicted model, not a curated record. Bases 595 to 3162 code for a protein of 855 amino acids.
UCCACCGUCGCCAUUUUGCUUAAGUCACAGUGCGCUUCUGGUUUUCUUCGAGCAGGCUCGGGUUUUUCUUGCCAUAUUCUACAAGUUUUCAAAUAUCUUUUUAAAUUUUAAACUGGUAAUUCAACACUACAUACACUGUUUACAUCAUAUGUAUGGCAGUUACAUUCACGCGUUAUAACACGAACGUGAAUACCACGGUAAUAAACGGCCGUCUGAACGCUUAGCUCACGAUUAGGUCGCUAACCGCCCAAGGUUUCGGUAGGCCUCUGUUAUGUACACGAGCUAAAAAAAGUGUUCAUCGAUUAAGCAUAAUAAUUUAAGAGUUCACAUUUUUAAACUAGAGACUAGUUAGCCCGGUUAGCUAUAAAGUCAUUUUCCUUUCCGACUGGGAGUCACGUAGUUCAUUAGCUUUGAGACACUUUUUGUAAUUCAACAGAUUUCCUUACUACUGUGGAGACUCCGUACCAGCUGUGCACUCAAGAGGCAGACCACUUCUCUACUACCUCAGGGAGGUUCCUGUAGGCCCAUAAGAGAACCAGCUGCUGGGUUUAGAGGUCGUUCUUUUUCAUCACCAGCGCGUAAAACAGCUUUACUAUGACCAGCCAUGGAGACGACUGCUACUUCUUUUACUAUUCUACCUGCAGUAAAGGAGACAGUUGUCCGUUCAGACACUGUGAGGCAGCUAUGGGGAACGAGACCAUCUGCAGCCUCUGGCAGGAGGGACGCUGCUUUCGUGCUGUCUGCAAGUUUCGCCACAUGAAAAUAACGAAAAAUCGAAAGGAGAUCCCGUGUUACUGGGAGAACCAGCCGGCAGGCUGCCAGAAGCCACACUGUGCCUUCUACCAUGAAAAGCCUCGCUACAUAGAAGGCGUCUUUGUCCAACCUGAUAAAAACGUAAAGAAGGAGGAGGAACAGCACCACGAGGAACAGACUGUCCCGGCGGCCACGGUGAACCCUCAGCUCAGAAGUGUCAAGACUGAAACUCAGGAGCCAGUGCCGAGCCCCACCCAUCCACCAGUCGUGAUUAAUCCAGCAGACGAUGAUGAGGAUGAGGACGAUCAGUUCUCAGAAGAGGGAGAGGAGGGAAAGGGUGGCCCUUCUCCUAGAAAGCUGCCCAAAUCAGACGAUUCACUGAACUUUGGAGUGAGCACGUUGGAGGAGAUCCGGCUAAGGAAAGCCCUUAAGGCCAGCAUGAAGAGGGCCGGUUACCCCCUCCAGACAACCGAAACAUCCACCAAUGUGGAGAAAGAAAACAUCCAGACGUUUUUUCGACCAGAUGUAUUUGACUCAAGAGAUGAGCCUGGGGGAGCCAGAGUUAGUGUGACUAAAAGACUUGGGAGAAAGAUUAACAGCACUGAUCUAAGAAGUGCAGAAGAUGUCCCCCUGAAAAGGAGCCUGGCUAGGCGUUUGGGUAGGGUCGUGGAUGUGGACCAACCAUUUCUGCCCCCUCAGAAAGCUCUCAAACCUGUAAAGGAAAGACUUGGAUUGCUUUGUGAUCCUGUUGCACCCACUCAACCAUCUGAGAGCAGUGCGGUGUCACAGAAGGUUCCUGAGCUUAUCCACAUAAAGACUCUGGAGGAGAUCAAACAGGAGAAGGCAGUGAGGUCCCAGCCUGACAACCAGAAAAACACCAGAGCCACAGAAGUCACCGAGAGCAAAGCCAGCAGUGGAACAAAGCGAGCCAUCGCCAUGAAUGACACCUCCACCUGCAAUGUCAAAACAUUUUCUGAGAUUCUUCACAACAAGAAGAAAAGACAAGAGGAGGAACUGGAACAGAAGCCCUGCGCUGAGGUCAAUCACACAGCAGAGAGAGAUCAGGGCAACAGCCACGAGGAGGCCGACACAGCUGGGCCUGAGGUCACCAACGUGGGCCAGAUUAGAGUAAAGACCCUGGAAGAAAUCCGCAUGGAGAAGGCAGCAAGGAGUCAGCUCAAGCAGGCAGUGGACGCUGAAAACAGGAAGAGGUCUUAUACUGAGGAGAGCAGUGCCAAGAAGCCUCGCCUGCUGCGCAUUAAGAAGCUGGCCCCCCAAACAAGCAGCAUCACAGCAGAGAAGACAAACAAGCCACACAGUCCAUCUCCUGAAUCCCAGACCAGUAACAAUAUCAAGGUGAAGACCUUUGAGGAGAUCAUGCGGGAGAAACGCCUUCGAAAGCAGGAAAUGUUGGAACAAGGCAAAGUGGGAGAACCUGACACAGAGCCUUCUCAGAAUCAGAAUGCCAGCGAUACCCUCAAAAAGAAGGCUCCUUCAUCACCGUGCUCCUCCUCGCCUUCCUCCAAAACUCCACGUGCCGGUUCCACCGAAAGAGUUCCUGUUCGCAAGCUGAUUACUCUCAGGUCUACGGCUGCAUCACCUGGAAACAGUGUGGCUGCUCCUGAAACAACAGCUGCUGUUGUUACUGUGCAGAGCUCUUCACCACAGCAGGCUGGGACAAAGUCCAGCUCCAGGGUAGCUCCAGGCAAGAAGACGCAGGUCGCCACUGCACUGUCACCAGUCAAGCAGCCUCAUGUGACAGGACCCUCUACUGCUGAGGAAACAAUGGACACGAAUCAGAAGGAGUCCCCAGAGCACACUGCAGACACCAAAGGGAGACCGAAACUGAAUGUGAAACCAUCUGUGAUGAAGCCUGCAGUGCUGGUUAAGCCUGGCCAGAGGAGGCGGGGAGCAGAACAGUCUGCUGUAGUUGCUGUUAAACCUCUAAACAGCCCUUCUGCACUGAGUGAGGAGCCACAGCAGGAGCCACGAAACAGUGACAGACAUACUCUCCCAUCCACCGGCGUGGAUACUCCACGGAGCUCUGCUGCGCCCCACAGUCACUUCACCCAGCUGGAGUCUGGCUCCAGUUCUAGCCCAACAGGAGAGGAGCUUCAGACCGUCCCAGUCUUCAAACAGAGUCUAGGCCAAGAACACAGUCUGCUCAUCAGUGGUGCUACCACCAGGGAGUCCUGCACGGUGCCCCAAAGCUCAGUACAGAAGACACCCUCUCAGCCCAGAUCAAGGAGGCUCAGCACCGCAGCAUCCCGGGCUGCCUCCACCUCUGCCAUGGAUGACUUCGAGGAGCUGAUCAAUGAGUUUACUGACGACCACCUUGAUGGUGAUGUGGACCCCAGUAUCGGAGAGGACGACCUGCUGCAAGAGCUUUCUGAAAUGAUUGACAGCUGAGAGGACACAAUCAGCAGUCCGCCCCCGAGUCUCUCUGGGUUGUGGGACUUGGCUCCAUAGUAGAUGUUGGGCUAUUUAGAUGUAUUUCGUUCUUAAAAUAUAACUUUUUUUUUUUAACCUAUGAGUCCAUAUGUUGCUCUUUACAUUUUCAUCAUCUUCUCUCAAAGACGGUCCUCUGUAAUUUCCUCUUCACGUGAAUAUUUGAUGAUGGAGGAAUUACUGUGCAGGGCCUCAGUCCUCUUCAUCAUGUGUGUUUAUGAUCCCACUCCAACAAAAGCUGUUGUGUUAGAGAUGUGCUUACCACCAUCCCAGGUUUGUGUGGAUGCUGUUCAUUUAGAGAGAAGUUAUAUCUGUAUACUGUGUAUGCAACAGAACUAUGUGUUUGUUGUUCUGUGAGUGGACGAGCCUGUUCCCACAUUGUGACAUUGAUGAAAUAGAUCAGUUUGAUUUCAGGACUCUGUCACAGAACCUAUGGGGAGUUUAGGGUCAAGUCAUCAUUUAAAUUAAUUUAUUGGAAAGGCGUGUGUGCAUUCAUUCACAUGUGAUCGAGUGUAUCCCCUGCCUGUGACUGUCCUCAGCUUAUAUAUGUUUUAUUAAUGUGUGCAUUUCUUUCAUCACUUAUGUUUAGUAGUGGACGUCCUUUUAACCCAGAACAGUUGGUGUCACCGUGUAAGAACUGUCGUUUGUUAUUUAUGAACAGCUCAGGGACUGUUUCACAUGUUUCUAUGUUCUUUAUACAAUAAAAAAAGAAACGGGGGGGGGGGGGCACUUUGAUUUUAGCAGUACUGCCUACAUGUUUUUGUUUGGUCUGUUAGUAGAUCAGCUUACUUUCUCUGUCCCGACCCUCUCACACAGGCUGACUAUUCAGAGUGAUUUGUACAUUUACUGUGUAAAUAAAAAUUAUUUUGAACUAA